Messenger RNA from Prorocentrum cordatum, 308 nucleotides. Lineage: Eukaryota; Dinophyceae; Prorocentrales; Prorocentraceae. The record is from the annotation of a GenBank genome assembly.
AUGGGCGUCUGUGUCUACCAGAACUCCGAGGCGGCGGCAUCAGCGAUAAGGUACGGCAUCAUCAUCGAUGGGCGGUCCAUCUUCAUGCAGGAGGACACCUCCAGGGGCCAGGACGACGAGGAGUACCACGACUACAAGGACGGCGGCGGCCCCAGGGGCGGCGACGGCUACAAGGGCGGCGGCAAGGGCGGGGGCAAGAGCUGGGGCUCGGGGAAGGGCUACGAGGACCCGCCGCAGGUGGACCCCAACAGGUCCGUCUUCUUCAGGAACGUCCCCUUCGAGACCACGGAGAAGUUCCUGAGAGACAG